GCUAAGCUAGUUAGGCUGUUAAUAGUAAAGUUAGCUCUUAAUAAACGCGCAAGUCGGCUGGCGUAGUUGCGAAUUAAGAUUUAAUAAUCUUAUGGAUUAAUUCUUUUAAAAAUAUCCUGCUGAUUUGUACGAAUCUCACUUUCCUUCCAUGGUGACAGUCCCAUAGGUAGCUGGCCCGCGGUGUCACGGUUAAUUCGCAGGAUCAGGUGUUCAACUAAUGCCGAAUCACCUGCAGCAGGAAGCUUGUCGGCCACUGAAAUCUCAGCAGUAGUUCAACACGUGGAUAUGGAUCUGAAGCAGGAUUCAAACUGCACAUAUCCAGAGGAGGAGGAGCAGCAGUCAUUGGCUGACGUUGCUCUGACGCCACCCUGUGGUAGAGAUGAGCGCUGCAGCGAGCCAGACUUCAGCCAGAUAGAGAACAGCAUCUACUUGCAGCUCCAGUUCUUCUUGAGCAAAGCAGAUGGCAUACUUGACUGCUUCAUCCAGGAGCAGCAGUGUACAAAGGGGGAUGCCGUAGUUGCUGCUGUGCAAAACGUCCUGUACACCUGUCAGCCUUUCUUUAACCACCUGGAAAACAUAACCAGAAGCACUGUGUCCCAAAACAACCCUCUGCCAGCUGAGGUUUCCACAAAGCUGUUGGACUUCUCUCAGCAGCUGUGUGACAAGUUGGAGCAGAUGCUGUUGGGCUUUGCCAGUCACAAUCUUCUCAGUUUGGAUGAGAAGGAGCCCCACAGCAUUUCUCAUUUCUGCAUCGGCCAGAGUCAGCUCGGCCAACUGAGGCUGACCGCUUUCCGGUACUGCAUACCGACGCCAUACCUCUCCCAGGUCUACACGGGGCUGUACAAACGUAUGCGCUGGAACGUGGACAGACUCCACAAGGAUGGGCAGGGAGAAACAGAAACCGACUACUACUUCCUGUGCUAUGAGGAUAGUUUCAGGGCACACAGAGGCGCUGAUGCGGAUAGCCGAGGUCAUGGUGAUCUGAAGAGGAUGUGGUCCAUUGGUCAGUGGAUACAGGUGGAUCCGGACCCCAACUCAGAUGAUAUAAAUGCCUGGAUCCUGUGUGAGGUCCCUCUGGGUGACUAUCGCAGGCUUUUGUUUCUGGGCGAAGAUGAGCCAUCUAGCUGCGAGGCUACAGACUGCAUGAUGAAGCUGCUGGUGACUCUCCAGAAAACAGAUUAGCACGAGGCCAUGCAGCAAGCAGCGCUUCAGUAUUUUUUAGAGCUCAUAAGAGACUGUUUAAGUUAUAAAGCAUGUUGCAGAUUCAUCUGCGUCCAGCUCAUGGGAGAAGAUCGAGCAUCUGGUUUUGGUUUGGACGUCAGAACAAAAAUUGCAAGUAUAUUUUAAGUGAUUAUAAAAAUAUGGGUUUUGUAUUUCUAUUUAUUGAAAGCUGAUUCAAACAUAUUUGGGAAAAUCUUUAAAGUUAACAAGGAGAUGUGUUUUUAACCAAGUACUGGAAAUGUUUUUGAGCCAAAGUCCAUUUUGUGCAGAAAAAUGUUUGAGUGUUUUAUAAUGGAAAUGCAGUCGGCUUACACAGAGUCAAGCCUGGCAUGAACCUCAAUAUUCAAACAACUUGUGUCGCCAACACCAAAUAACUGAGGCUGUUUUUUUUUCCCCUCGGUUAUUAAAUUCCUAGUGGCAUAAAGUGUCUUAAAUCAAACUCAGACUGCAGGAACCCUGGGAAAGUAGUAGUAGUAGACAUAUCACCACACUAUGAUGUAGAAAGUUUUAAAGCACACAAAUCAAGUGUUCAGAUAUUAGAAGGUUUAGUGUCUUGUUUCAUUUGCAUCUGCACCUCAGAAGAAAAACAGUGUUAUACUUUAAUUGUAUUAAACACACU
This is a messenger RNA of Archocentrus centrarchus (flier cichlid), 1840 nucleotides long. RefSeq names its product chromosome 1 C19orf67 homolog (gene c1h19orf67). The transcript is spliced from 8 exons. Lineage: Eukaryota; Metazoa; Chordata; Actinopteri; Cichliformes; Cichlidae. Bases 286 to 1182 code for a protein of 298 amino acids. The record is from RefSeq and is a predicted model, not a curated record.